Gigantopelta aegis is the source of this 2276-nucleotide messenger RNA. RefSeq names its product protein phosphatase 1L-like. The record is from RefSeq and is a predicted model, not a curated record. The transcript has 4 exons. Gene Ontology annotation, biological process: protein dephosphorylation. The coding region runs from base 94 to 1158 and encodes 354 amino acids. Gene Ontology annotation, molecular function: cation binding; protein serine/threonine phosphatase activity. NCBI's taxonomy places the organism in Eukaryota, Metazoa, Mollusca, Gastropoda, Neomphalida, Peltospiridae.
CAAGCAUGGUGGUGAAAAGAUGACAGCUGUGGCGAGGCAGCGUUGUUUGUCCAACUAUUAUGCUAUUCUGCCGCUGUCACUGUGAAACACACCAUGACACUGGUAGCUUCAAUUAGUAGGUUUGCUAAAAUAUACGUCUUCAGCCCAGAAGCAUUUAUUUUGUGCAUUUUACUGCUUCUUUUGUACAACUCAUUCCUUCACGUCAAACCGCUGUUGAAGUUUGCUAACCGAGCUCGGGUUAAACUGCAGCUAAAACUUCGUGGUCAGUAUGAUGUAAUACCAGAGCAGGGUGAGACCGAGGUGUCUGAAGAGCACACGAAAGCCUCUUGGGAGCUAAGAAAGGAAAAUGUCGCUGUGUUUGCAAUCCAAGGACGCAGGCCUCAUAUGGAGGAUAGAUUCAACGUUGUCAAUGAUUUAGAGCACACAGACACCUCGAUAUAUGGAAUGUUUGAUGGGCAUGGAGGCGAGUUUGCUGCAGAUUUUGUGGAAAAAACUCUUUUUAAAAGUAUCAUGAUUCGUCUUCUACGUGCUUCACUUGCUGAUGAAAGUUGUAACAUUAGCGCCAUUCUAAUGGAAGAAAUGCUGAUUGUUGAUAAACAGUUGCUGGAGAUAUGCAAGGAAACUAUGGAAAUUUCAGGUACCACAGCACUUGUUGCCAUGCUGCACGACAACCAGCUUACUGUGGCCAAUGUCGGUGACUCAAGGGGCGUAAUCUGUGAUAAAAAUGGCAAGAUGAUACCACUGUCUUUCGACCAUAAACCACAACUGGUAAAAGAAAGAAAUCGAAUUCGACAGGCGGGAGGUUUCAUCAGCUUUAAUGGAGUCUGGAGAGUAGCCGGUGUCCUAGCAACGUCGCGCGCUCUUGGCGAUUAUCCACUGAAAGAGAAAAACCUCGUCAUAGCCGACCCAGACAUUAUGACCUUUGACCUCAACAAUCUGAAGCCAUUGUUUAUGAUCCUCGCCACUGAUGGAUUGUGGGAUUGCUUCAGCAAUGAUGAAGCAGUGGAGUAUAUAAAAGAUCGACUGAACGAGCCUCAUUUUGGAGCGAAGAGCCUCGUUUUACAGGCAUACUACCGGGGCUCGGUUGAUAACAUCAGUGUGAUGGUUGUAAACUUUGUCGCAAAUAGGACUUCCUUAUACAGAACUCCUAGUCGGUAGCGGCAGCAAUAACACAACCAUGUAGAUAUGUAUAUGUACUUAUUGUGGGGGUAAAUGUUAUAUAUUCAUUGUUAAGUAAUCAAUGGUUAUUGUCUACACUGUCAUUGUUUUUGUCAAAUUUGUCAAAAGAUGGAUAUCUGAGAAUACAAAAUUGGCAUAACCCAUGUACGGAUUAUGCAACACAAAUUCAGGUAAGCCAUUUUAUUUCUGCAUGAUGAGAUACAUGUAUGUCUAUGUAAGUUAUGUUCUAAAUAUGAAGUUAAAAAAUUAGGUUUUUUUUAACGACACCACUAAAGCUCUUAGAUUUAUUAAUCAUCGGCUAUUAGAUGUCAGGUAUGCCUCAGUGGCGCAGUGGUUGGUAGGGACAGGUUUAGUAUCUCGGUUCCGACUCCAUCCCAGAACGAGUUUGUAAGGGCUCAAUGGGUAGGUGUAAGGCCACUAAACCCUCUUCUCUCUCACUAACAACUAACCCACUGUCCUGGACAGAUAGCAGAUAGCUGAGGUGUGUGCCCACGACAGCAUGCUUGGACCUUAAUUGGAUAUAAGCACGGAAAUAAGUUGAAAUGAAAUGAUAUGUUUAUAGCCAUUUUUUGACUAGUAGUCGGUAAACUUGCAACAUUUUUUCAUUAGCAACAAGGAAUCUUUUAUAUGCACUUUUGCACAGACAGGACAGCACAUACCACAGCCUUUGAUACACCAGUCGUGGUGCACUGGUGGGACGUGAAAAAGCCCAAUCGGCGAAUAGGUCCACUGGGGUGGUUUGAUCCUUCAAUGCGAGCACUCGACCAACUGGCUGGAUGCUGCCUCUUUUCCUAAAUUUAAUGCAUUGGUGAAAAUGUGGGUUACACAAAUCCAGAUAUGCGCAAAUAUUGCAUGAACAACACUUUCAUUCUCGCCGGAAUCUAAGCACACGUUGGUGAGAACGCCAUGCAUUAUUUAUGACAACACAUGCCCGGUUUACAUGCAUUACGUGUGUAAACAAUUUCAAGACUGGGUUACCAAUGCCAUAUAUCCAAUGAAAAACAACACUAUGGAAAUCGAUUACACUGUGACAUAUAGUUAACCUGACAAUCAUAUGUCUGUGACGCGUAAGUCGGCUACAAGUGCAAAGGGUUGUA